AAAGUAAACUAUUAAGUUUCCCAAUUUUUUUUCAAUCUUUCUUUCCACUGUCACCAUGAAUCAAUUCAUCAAGAAUUCAAGAUUGGUUGGUAGGUUCUUUCAUUUCAGUAAAAUAAACCAAAAAAAUACUCAAAGGCCUCACCAAUUUUGCAAUAUUUCUGAGUCUUGGAGAUCUAUGGAAAGUCUUGUUAAAUGUGAUGCAAAUUUUGUUCCAUUAACACCAUUAAGUUUCUUGGAAAGAGCAGCUAAUGUUUUUAGAGAUAGAACUAGUGUUAUUUAUGGUGAAAAAUUGAAGUAUAAUUGGGAAGAGACUCAUAAUAGGUGUGUAAAGCUUGCUUCUGCUUUGGUUCAUUUGGGAAUUUCUCAUGGUGAUGUGGUUGCAACAUUGGCCCCUAAUGUACCAGCAAUGCAAGAGCUACAUUUUGCAGUACCAAUGGCCGGAUCAAUUCUCUGUACUUUAAAUACACGCCACGAUUCAGCUAUGUUAUCAAUACUACUGAUGCAUGCGGAAGCAAAGGUCAUAUUCGUGGAUCAGCAGUUCCUCGAAAUUGCUCGAGGAGCACUAGCUCUUCUUGCUGACAAGAAACAAAAACCACCUAUUCUUGUUGUAAUCCGUGAAUCCGACUCUGACACUCACGAUCUCGAAUAUGAAAGUUUUCUCAAAAGUGGGGACAGCGAUUUUACUAUAAGAUGGCCGAAAACAGAAUUUGACCCUAUUAGUAUUAACUAUACUUCUGGAACAACGUCGCGACCCAAAGGAGUUGUUUACAGUCAUAGAGGCGCGUAUCUCAAUACUAUCGCCACAUUUUUGCUUCAUGAGAUGAGUUCGUUCCCCGUUUAUCUUUGGACGGUUCCAACUUUUCACUGCAACGGUUGGUGCAUGGUUUGGGGUCUUGCAGCAUUAGGUGGCACAAGCAUUUGUCUUAGAAAUGUCUCUCCGGAAGACAUAUUCGAAAACAUUUCUCUCUACAAAGUCACACAUAUGGGUGGGGCACCGACUGUCUUGAACAAAAUCGUGAAUUCACUCCCCUGUGGUCUAAAGCAGCUUCCUCACAAGGUUAAGAUAAUGACGGGUGGUUCACCGCCACCUCCCCAAGUCAUUUCCAAAAUGGAGGAGCUAGGGUUCAGAGUAAAUCACUUAUACGGGCUUACAGAGACAUAUGGUCCAGGUACUUAUUGUUUGUGGAAGCCCGAGUGGGAUUCUUUGCCUCCGGACGAAAAAUUUAUACUGAAAGCAAGACAAGGAGUACAACAUCUUUGUUUAAAAGAAGUCGAUGUAAGAGAUUCUACCACCAUGGAAAAAGUGCCGGCUGAUGGUAAGACGAUUGGAGAAAUUAUGUUUAGAGGGAAUACUGUAAUGAGCGGAUAUUUAAAAGACACAAAAGCGACAGAGGAAGCUUUUAGAGGGGGAUGGUUUCACAGCGGUGAUCUUGCUGUGAAACAUCCUGAUGGUUAUAUAGAAGUUAAGGACCGGUUGAAAGACAUUGUAAUUUCCGGUGGAGAAAACAUAAGCACGGUCGAGGUUGAACGUAUUUUGUAUAGUCAUCCAGCAGUUCUUGAAGCAGCAGUAGUUGCAAGACCAGAUAAUCACUGGGGGCAGACGCCUUGCGCGUUUGUGAAGUUGAAGGAUGGAUUUAGUGUUGGCGAUCAAGAAAUUAUCAAGUUUUGUCGGGAUAAUUUGCCUCAUUACAUGGCACCUCGGACAGUCAUAUUCGAAGAUAUUCCUAAAACUUCGACGGGAAAGAUACAGAAAUUUAUCCUGAGGGAGAAAGCGAACGCCUUGGGCAGUCUUUUCUAGAAUUAAAUGAAGCAGCAGUAUUCGCUGAAAAUCUCUGUAUAAUCUGUUGAUAAUUGGUAGUAAUAACAGCCCAAUUGUGUCUCUAAAUUUAUGUAUGCUUUUCCCUGCAAAUACAUAUAACUAAAAAUGGGAAUUGCCCUGUCUGAACACUUAAAAGGACUUGAAGAGAUGUAUAAAUUGCAGUCGUUUUGUUGAUGAAUUCAAUAAUCAUUCCUCGUCUUCA
Molecule: messenger RNA, 2021 nt
Organism: Lycium ferocissimum
Lineage: Eukaryota; Viridiplantae; Streptophyta; Magnoliopsida; Solanales; Solanaceae
Product: isovalerate--CoA ligase AAE2-like
Exons: 2
Coding region: 56-1798 (580 amino acids)
Source: RefSeq, a predicted model, not a curated record